CCCCAAUAUGGAUGCUAAGUGAGGAGCGUUGUUGACGUCACCCACUGGAAGGAUUUCUGAUUUUGUCAAGUUAAUCUUCAAGCCGGACAUGAUCUCAAAGCAAGAAAGUGCAGCUCGUAUGUGUAGAACUUCAGAAAUGCUGGCUUCGCAAAAUAGAAGAGUAUCGUCUGCAAAUAACAAGAUAAGGGAGAGACCUUCCAUGACAAUUAGAAAGAGAAAGGGAGAAAGAGGGUCGCCUUGUCGGAGCCCUCUAUAGCUUCUGAAGUAACCUGUGGACUCGCCAUUGAGUAGUACAGAUAGGUGGGCUGUAGAGAUUGCCGUUUUGAUCCAAGACAGCCAUUUUUCCCCAAAACCCAUCCUGC
Linum tenue is the source of this 362-nucleotide messenger RNA. The record is from the annotation of a GenBank genome assembly. Lineage: Eukaryota; Viridiplantae; Streptophyta; Magnoliopsida; Malpighiales; Linaceae.